Chrysoperla carnea is the source of this 1377-nucleotide messenger RNA. Its product is annotated as protein gooseberry-neuro-like. The record is from RefSeq and is a predicted model, not a curated record. Gene Ontology annotation, biological process: regulation of transcription by RNA polymerase II; anatomical structure development. Gene Ontology annotation, molecular function: RNA polymerase II cis-regulatory region sequence-specific DNA binding; DNA-binding transcription factor activity, RNA polymerase II-specific. The transcript is spliced from 5 exons. NCBI's taxonomy places the organism in Eukaryota, Metazoa, Arthropoda, Insecta, Neuroptera, Chrysopidae. The coding region runs from base 1 to 1377 and encodes 458 amino acids.
AUGGAUAUGCGACCAAUUUUUAGUGGAUAUCCUUUUCAGGGUCAAGGACGUGUCAAUCAAUUAGGUGGAGUAUUUAUUAACGGACGUCCAUUACCAAAUCAUAUCCGAUUAAAAAUUGUAGAAAUGGCUGCUGCUGGUAUACGACCAUGUGUUAUAUCACGUCAGUUACGUGUAUCCCAUGGUUGUGUUUCGAAAAUAUUGAAUCGCUAUCAAGAGACUGGAAGUAUACGACCCGGUGUUAUUGGUGGAUCCAAACCACGUGUUGCAACCGCUGAAAUUGAGGCACGUAUUGAACAAUUAAAACGUCAACAACCUGGUAUUUUUUCAUGGGAAAUUCGUGAUAAAUUAAUUAAGGAAGGCAUUACCGAUCCACCAAGUGUAUCAUCUAUUAGUCGAUUAUUACGUGGUAGUAGAAAAGAUGAUCCUGAUGGGAAAAAGGAUUAUACAAUUGAUGGUAUUCUUGGAGGUCGUGUGGAAGAUGACAGUGACACGGAAUCAGAACCUGGUAUACCGUUAAAACGUAAACAGCGCAGAUCACGUACUACAUUUUCCGGGGAACAAUUAGAGGCAUUGGAACGUGCAUUUGCACGCACACAAUAUCCUGAUGUGUAUACACGCGAAGAAUUAGCACAACAAACCGGCUUGACUGAAGCCAGAAUUCAGGUAUGGUUUUCAAAUCGACGUGCACGAUUACGUAAACAUACAAGUGGACUUACCUCAUCCUCUUCAAGUUUAUCAGGCUUUGCACCUUUGCAUCAUGGUAUACCAAAUAUGUCAUGUCAAUAUCCAACCAACACAAAUACAACAUUAUCCGAUCCAAAUUGUACAACAGCGCAACAAAUGGCUGCCGAUUGGCGUAAUACACAAUUUGCUGCAAAUUAUAAUAUGUUAACAUCAUCAUUUGCAUCAUCAACAAAUAGUAAUUCAGUAAUUCAUCAAGAAAAUCAUCAUCACCAUCAUCAACAUACUCCAUCAUCAUUAACGCCAUACUUUGAUCAUCAUAACAGUAAUUCACAUCAUCAAUUCCCAGUAACACACACAUCAUCGUCUACAUCGUCUGCAAUACCAUCUAGUGGUUUACCUUCAAGUAAUAAAGUACAAUUAACACCAUCUUUAAUUAAAGAAGAGAAACAACUUAGAUUAAAUAAUAAUAAUAAUAACAAUACCAGUCAAACUUCAAAUGUUUUAAUGGAUACAAUCUCAUCGCAAAAUCAUUCUAACAAUGGUACUGUUCCUCCGGCUUCAGCAAUGUCCACAGCACAUCAACAAUGGAAUCAAAUUAAUUUUGCAAUGAUGCAUCAUGAUAACAAUUAUGAUAUGUUUACAAUGCAACAGCAAUAUCAUGCUGCCGCUGCAAAUAAUAAAUAUUGGACGUGA